This is a messenger RNA of Lecanosticta acicola, 1096 nucleotides long. Lineage: Eukaryota; Fungi; Ascomycota; Dothideomycetes; Mycosphaerellales; Mycosphaerellaceae. The record is from the annotation of a GenBank genome assembly.
AUGCCCCUGAUACGCGCAAAUGCUCUCCGGAGCAUCCUACGACAGAGCGCUGCGCGGGCGACCUCACGAGCAGCCGGCUCGGCGCGGACAACGCUCGUUGCCCGGCGCUUUGCCAGCAGCGGAGGCCACGCCGGCGGUCAUGGCGAGCCGAGCUCUGACCUUCCUUGGUGAGUAUUCUCGGGAGAAUUGUCAAGAAAAGGUCAACAUUGACGACGGAAUUCAUCAGGCUCCUUGGAGCUCUAACGGUCACUCCGAUAGCUUGCUGGUACCUGUGGCCUGACACUGCUCACGCCGAGCACCACGACGACCACGGACAUGAUGAGCAUGCGGAGGAGGGCGGAGAGACAGAGGAGGGCGGUGAAGCGGAGGAGGCCGGAGAAGCGGAAGAGGGCGGAGAAGAGGAGAAGCCUAGCGAAGAUGCGCAAUCGAACGAAGAUGAGGCUGCACAAGAGGCAUCGGCACCAGGCGAACAAGCUGGCGAGGAGGGUGCCCCGGAGAAGGGCGCAGAGGCUGGCGAGGGCACUGAUGAGAGCAAGGAGGGCGGUGACGACGGAGAGGACGCCAAGAAGGGCGAGCAGCCGGCUAAGCCAUCUGGCUCUCAGGGCGAAGCUCAGCCCAAUCCCGCUCGCAGCGAAGCACAGGGUACGACCGAGCAGAAGCCAGGGAGCGCUGAGAAGGACAGCGACAUUGAGGGCGUUCAGUUCAAGGGCAAGAUGGCUGAGGGUAGCGCUGGUCUUGCCGAUGAGCGCAAGAGCGAGCCUGUGCCAUCGAAGGGCUCCCGCACGAAGCGUAUCGACUCGGGGCUGGGUAAGAAGCUUGGCCAGGGCGAGACUUAUACUGAGGAUGGCCAGGAUGCGGUGAGUACACAUAGAGGUCUGAUCAUUGGCUGAGUCUAACGAUGGUCUAGCAAGCCGCGAGCAAGGACGUCAGUUCCAGCCAGGGCGACAUUUCCAACAAGCAGAAAGGCAUCUCGACCACCGACGCCAAGCACUCUCACCAGAUCGACCAGGACCCGGAGAAGUCCAAGAAGGGUUCGGGAGGGCCAGAGACCGCCAAAGCAAAGGGUACCAUUGAUCCCCGCGCUCCUGUCCGGUGA